Molecule: messenger RNA, 1861 nt
Organism: Diatraea saccharalis (sugarcane borer)
Lineage: Eukaryota; Metazoa; Arthropoda; Insecta; Lepidoptera; Crambidae
Source: the annotation of a GenBank genome assembly
GAUUUUAUUGUGUCAAGACGUCUUGAUGCCCGCAUAGUUAUCCGUUGUGCGCAGUAAACGGUCGCCCGCCUCCAUCUUGCAUUAUUCCCGUCAUCGUUUAAUUUCUAAGCAAAGGCAUAGAAUUUCAUACAGUUUGUGAACAUUUUAUUUGAACGAAUUCUGUUUGUGUCUCCCUUUUUAAGACAACAAUUCAGGUCGAAUUCAUCACGAAAUGAACAAAAAGUCACAUAAGAAAAAGCAAAAGAAGCGGGGAAAGGGAGAUGGCGGGAAGAACAAGGAGAACAUAGAAGAGGAGAGGGAGGUCCAAGACUCAACAGAUGAUACGGCUGUAACGGUGUCGAAGACAGAAAAACUCUGCUAUGAAGUGAAGCAUUCAGAAGUCAUGGGGAGAUACCUAGUUGCGUCACGCGACAUCCGAGCUGGUGAAACCAUCAUCCAGGAACCGGCUCUAGCGGUGGGUCCCUGCAGCGGCUGUUGCCUUGUCUGUCUCGGUUGCUACAGAGAAUUGGACGAGUCAUCUCUAACCAAAUGUCGCGGUUGCAAAUGGCCUCUGUGUAGCCACUCUUGUCCUGGAUUGAAUAAGUACACCGGCCACUCACGUUACGAAUGCGACACACUGAAGACGGUGCCACCAAAUUACAGAGACCUCGAAGAUCUAAAGGACUCUUACCAGGCAUUAAUGCCUUUGAGAUGUUUACUUCUCAAGAAAUACGAUCCGCCUAAGUGGGAAGCGAUAUCAGCCAUGGAAGCCCACAACGAGUUGAGACGUGCAAGAGGCGAUAUCUAUCCCUUGAACGAAAAACUCGUAGUGCGGCGGCUGCAAGCAUGGAAGUUGCAUUAUGAACCGGAUGAAAUACAUACAGUCUGCGGCAUAUUGGAGGUGAAUGCUUUCGAAGUGGGUGGUAGCGGAGCAAACGCGCGUGCCUUGUAUGAUAACGCAUACCUACUGGCGCAUGACUGCACCCCUUCCACUACUCACACUGACUUGGAGCGGGCGCCCGGUAGGCCACUUGUCAUACGCGCCUCCAUACCACAUAACACUGGAGAUAUCAUCUCCUUGUGCUACGCGUACACUUUACAGGGUACACUGAAACGUCGCGAGCACAUUAAACACAGCAAGUUCUUCGAUUGUACAUGCAAUCGCUGUGCAGACCCAACGGAGCUGGGAACGUACGCGAGCGCAUUCCGUUGCCCAAAGUGUGCUGGUCGCGUGCUGCCCACAGCACCCUUACAGUGUGACGCUCCGUGGAGUUGCAUCGACAAUCAAUGUCACUACAGUAUGCCCGCGACCGCCGUACAAUUAUUAUUAAAAAGGCUAACAGAUGAAUACGAGCAGAUUGACGUGAACGGCGUGCCAGGUUUCGAGAACUUUUUGCACAAGUAUCGUAACGUGAUCCACAACACUCACUAUCUGUGCCUGUCCGCGAUGCACUCGCUUAGCCAACUGUAUGGCAAAGUGGCCGACUACAUGAUACAUGAGAUGCCAGAGACGGAACUCAAUAGGAAGAUACAAAUCUGUAGAGACUUGAUGAAAAUUUUUGAUGUCAUAGAACCAGGGUAUUCGAGAUUGAGAGGAGUGACGUUGUAUGAACUCCACGCGCCACUUAUGAUUCUCACCACAAGAGACUUCGAAAGAAAAGCUAUAACAAAAGAAAAUCUUCGCAAUCGCCUAAAAGAGAUCGUUGGACACCUGACGGAAUCCGCGUUGAUUCUCGGAUUUGAGCCUGCACAUUCAUCUGAGGGCCUGAUGGCGACUGCAGCAAGAGAUGCCCUCAGCAAGAUCAAAACUUGGGAACAGAUUAUUGGAAAGAUAUCGUAAAAUUAAACUAACAUUCAAAAUGUCUACCACCAAAUUUUAAUG